AUGACAGACUAUAGCUCGACCGACGGGCCAGUCUUGACAAGGACCCCUUUGACUCCACGUUCGCUCACCAGCUUCGGCUCUUCAAACGGAACAGAAGCUGCAGACGACAAUGACAUUGAGCCAAUUGACGAGACGCCUGAAAUAUGCGCCAAAGAACGUGAACGCCUCACGACGGUGGCCAAACGCAUGACGGAGAGUCUUUUGGAAGCUACCGAUCUACUCGGUGGUAUUCCAUGGACCUUAGUGCACGAAAAGCAUGGAAUCUCGCUCUUCCAAGCCGACGAAUCCAAUCCAGAAACCAAUGUGCCCUGCAACGUUCAUGCAGUGUGCAAGUUCGCCUGUAACAUCGAAGACGUCGCGGCGUCACUGAUCACGCCCACGACGGCAUCGUUCAAGCGGAUGAUGACCAUGUUGUCGUCGGACUUCUUAGACGGGGCAGUGGUACAGAACAUUGUAGAGUCCACGCCAGCUAACCCACACCGCUACGUUGCACUUAAAUGGGCUGCAUUCAAGAGCUCGGGCCCAUUUGCAAAGGAUCGUGACUUGCUUAUGCUUGAGUACGUGGACAUGAUUGAGGAUGCACAAGGACAGAUGACUGCCUUUCGAAUCAUGCAAUCCGUGGAUACACCGGCAGGCUUCUCGAAGUAUGCCGAGUCGCCAAAGUAUGCGCGCGACCUUGUACCGCUUAUGGGAUUCAUGUAUCAUUCGACCAAGAAACCGGGUGAAUUGCGUCUGACCUACACAUGUAACUUCAACAAAAAUGGCAACCUUCCUGCUUGGAUUGCCAGCUCAGCAAUCCAAUCGCACGUGGAGAAGUGUAUCAACGGCAUUCUUAAGUAUACUGAGAACUUUCGAGUUGGUCGUGAGGAGAUUGUACUGCCUCAGCAAGUAGUCCCCAUGAGCGAGCGAGAUCACUGCCGGACCUGCUCGAAGAAGUUUUGUGUACGCCGCCGUCGCUAUAACUGCCUCAAAUGUGGAGAAGCAUGUUGCAGCUCAUGUAGUUCGGUGCGUAGUGCACAUGUGCCUGACAUUGGCGAGCGUCAGCUACGCGUAUGUACUGCAUGUGUCAUCGAAGCCCGUCGGUUAUCACGCAAAACGGCUGGUGGCGUAGAGCGUCCCGCUACUCCGUUGUUUUGCACCCACCGCUCUAACCAAUUUUUUGGAGACACAAAUCAAAGCAAACGCGCGCUGGGUCGCGCGCAGAGCUUUUCAGCCACCAGUCGUGCAACAAGCGAGGAAGUGGAGACGUGCCGGUCAUACGACAACCUUCUUGACCCCGUUCGCUCUCGACUUAUCGAGUACAAGACGUUUACAUCCGCUAGUGAAGAUGGUUUUGGUGCUAAUACUACGGGCUCGGCCAUCGGUGUGCCAAAAGCCAGCUUUCCAAUCCGUUCCUUCAGCGACGGUCUCGUCAUGCGCAAUAAAGCGUUAUUUGCAGCCAAGCGCCGUGGUAGUCCAGCUGAUCUGGCCAUUUCAAUCGAGGCCUUCCGCUUGUAUCAGUUGCGCAUGGGCAAUGCGGAACGCCAUUUUGAAAAUGAGUUCGGCGACAACAACAAGAACAACAACGACAAUACUUGCGAUGAGUCGAGUUCAUCAUCCACGCCCGUGUCGCCCACGUCGUCAAUCUUGAGACGAUUGUCGGCGCAGGACCGUACCUCGUUAAAGAAUGCCAAGAGUCUUCGCUCUGGCCGUUCACGCAUCCAGAUCAACCACGAAGGCAACCACAAGACCCUAGCAGGUGAUGAGGAGAAGCUCGAGCUAAACGAAGCGAUGUUACGCGCGAAAAACAUCAUCGUCGCUGCCAAUUAUGCAAACAACUUGGCACAGCAAGCUCGAAAGCUUUCGCACCAUCGUAUCCUGGCGCUGCAACAAGAGCACGAAUAUAUGGCCCCAAUGCUACGAAAUGGUGGUAACACUAGCAGUAGUAAUAGUCCAGUUGUGCGUCAUCGUCAUCAUGGUAGCGACCACGCAGUGACAUUGUACUCUAGCUAA
Peronospora belbahrii is the source of this 1992-nucleotide messenger RNA. The record is from the annotation of a GenBank genome assembly. NCBI's taxonomy places the organism in Eukaryota, Oomycota, Peronosporomycetes, Peronosporales, Peronosporaceae.